AUGACGGUCCCACGAACUGACCCUUAUGCUUUUUAUGGUGUAAGUGUAAUUGUUGGUUCAACUCUUUGUCUCGGAUCUGUCGAGUCAAUCAUGUCUACCGUUGACGACUCCGUCAUGUCUACCGUUGGCGACGACAUGUCUAGCUAUGUCCUUCGCCGCUCAUCCCUUCCAGGUUCAUGGACUCCGACAGUCUCUACGACCUGCAUCAGUAACACUGCAAUGAGUUUGGGUGGAGUUCAUGGACUACGGCAGUCUCUAUGA
Molecule: messenger RNA, 261 nt
Organism: Seminavis robusta
Lineage: Eukaryota; Bacillariophyta; Bacillariophyceae; Naviculales; Naviculaceae
Source: the annotation of a GenBank genome assembly